This is a messenger RNA of Daphnia pulicaria, 1670 nucleotides long. RefSeq names its product venom protease-like. The transcript has 9 exons. The record is from RefSeq and is a predicted model, not a curated record. Lineage: Eukaryota; Metazoa; Arthropoda; Branchiopoda; Diplostraca; Daphniidae. Bases 310 to 1551 code for a protein of 413 amino acids. Gene Ontology annotation, molecular function: serine-type endopeptidase activity. Gene Ontology annotation, biological process: proteolysis.
CUUGUCGCUGUGCCAACACCUGUAAAGGUGGUUGUUAACUCCGUUUGAUUUUUAGACUUCUUUUUUUGGGAGGAGGAAGUCCGGACGAAAGUUUUGUUAGAUGCGAUUCAUUUAACAAAGCAACACCACGGAAUUUACGCCAUGUUAGUGACCAGGUGGGCAGUGGUCCGUCGCCCAAUGCCGCAGUCGCUCGCGUUUUUUUUUGUGCUCGAGUCUCUUUUCAUUAUCAACCGACGACGGAAGUGUUAAACUCUUGUCCCGCCAACGCUUGUUUUAUCACGAAACAGUCCAACAUCUAAUAAGGAAAUUAUGUUUUCCGUUUUGCUCAGCCAUAUUCCGCUUCUUCUGCUCAUCAGUCCUUUAUUUAUCACUUACGUAAAUAGUCGACCACAACAGUUUUCGAGCGUUGCGGACUUUGAAUAUCAAAGUUGUUUAACAUCAGAAGGACAGCCAGGCAUUUGUAAAUUGUCCGGGUUCUGUUCGUGGUCAAGCGCUGGGCAGCCGCUGCCUCCUCCAGACAAGACGACUGCUGGGGAAGUGGGCGGUCGUUACAAUUGCGGUUCCACGGAUGGUCAGCAUCAAAGAAUGGUGUGCUGUCCGCCUGACGAAUCCACGGUCCUAUUCCCCGACAGUAUUGACGUCAACCCAUUCGAAAGUAGCACCCGAAAUGACACAGUUGCAAUGCCCAGAAUAGCCGUUGUAGAAGAUGAGAAUUCGGCCGACAGUCUUCAUACAUGGCCCGGUGAUUCCACUGAAAACAUAAUCUGGCCCCGAUUACCUAGAAAUUGCGGAAAAGUGCCCAUCGACGUCAUGCGAGCGCGAAUCGCCGGAGGCGUUGUAGCUCCGAAAGGUGCCUGGCCGUGGUUGGCACGUCUGGGAUACUGGGAUGGAACGGGCAUAACAUACAAUUGCGCUGGAGUUUUGAUAACCAAACAUCACGUCCUGACUGCAGCUCAUUGCGUCUACAACCGCCGUAACUUAAUAUUUGUGCGGUUGGGCGAUCACGGAACAACGGAAUAUGGGCCUCAAGAUUACUACAUCGAGCGUGUAACUGUGCAUCAACGCUACGUUAAGAGUGGGCGAGGAUCGAGUUACGACAUCGCAAUAAUCCGCUUAUCAGACUUUAUCCCUUUUACCAGUGAUAUUCAACCCAUUUGUCUACCGAUCGAUCGCCGUUGGGGUUCCCUGGACAUUGCAGGGAUUUCUGGUUAUGUAGCUGGAUGGGGUUCUACUUCUUACUAUGAACCGGCGUCCAGUGUUUUGAUGGAAGUUCAGCUGCCUGUUGUUUCACAGUCUAAAUGCGCCCGAGCUUAUCGAUCUCACAGCCAAUUGAGGAUUGACGGAACAGUUUUAUGCGCCGGCCUGGAUUCUGGAGGCAAAGAUGCGUGUCGGGGAGACUCAGGCGCCCCACUGAUGUUUCAAGUUGGGGAGAAAUUUGUCGUCGUCGGUCUGGUUUCUUUCGGUGUCCGAUGCGCGACGCCUGGAUAUCCUGGAGUCUACUCCCGCGUUUCUGUCUUUACCGACUGGAUACUGCAAAACAUCUCUCGGUGACUUUUAAGAGCAAACAAAAAACUUUCGUGCGUACGCUGGGACCCGAAAAUGAAGUGUUCAAUUUCAAUGGAAUAUAUGUAAAUGCUUGCCAAAUUUUACUACUAAUUUUUAAAGGAAAA